AUGAACUUCCAGCUACCCAGACAGUUCACUCUACCAACCACACUAACCCCAUAUGACGGGCUGGGAGACCCAAAACAACAUGUUAAAAAAUUUCGAUCAAUCAUGAUCGUUAACGGUGCCUCUGAUCCUAUUUUAUGUCGAUGUUUUCCUUCUUUUUUAGAUGGUCCUGCACUUGACUGGUUUUGUUCCUUGCCUGCAGAUUCUAUUUCACGUUUUCAGGAAUUAGCCAAGCAGUUUGAGGACCAUUUUGCAGCCUCGGCAAUAUAUCUUCACGACUCUGACUACUUAACAACCAUCAAACAGGGUCCACAGGAAAGUCUGAAGGACUACAUAACUCGGUUCACUAAGGUCGCCAUGAGUAUUCCAGACCUCCAUCCCGAGGUACACCUCCAUGCCAUUAAAAGUGGUCUUCGUCCAGGGAAAUUCCAAGAAACCAUCGCGGUAGCUAAACCGAAAACUCUUGCCGAAUUCCGCGAAAAAGCUAGGGGACAAAUUGAUAUUGAAGAGCUUCGCCAGGCACGGAAGUCAGAAAAACCAGCCGUUAAAGAUGACGAAAGAGCUCGGGAUACCAAGAAGGGUUUCAAACCAGUACCUCGUUACGAAUCAUAUACCCAGUUCAACACCAAAAGGGAUGAUAUCAUUAAGGAAAUUCUGAACUCAAAAUUGAUUAAACCCCCCCGUAAGGCAGGCAAUUAUCCCGAGCCCAGGAACGUCGACAAAUCUAAAUACUGCACCUUUCAUCAGAAGCAUGGUCAUACAACUGAUGAGUGUAUAAUUGCUAAAGAUCUCCUAGAGCGGUUGGCACGACAAGGCCAUCUUGAUAAAUUUAUUGCAGGUCACAUUCAAAAGAGAACGGCAUCCGGCUUCGAGCAACCCUCAACAGGACAAUCAUCAAAAGAAAGGGAUAAGGCCCCAGCUCAACCACGGGGAGUAAUCAAUUGUAUUUCAGGGGGCUAUGCCGGUGGAGGAAGUACCAACUCGGCCAGAAAACGAACGUACCGAGCUAUGUUAAUGGUCGAAGGCGCUGACCAUAACUCGGCACCGAUCCCAGAGCUCCCCGAACUGACGUUUCGUCCUACUGACUUCAAUUCCGGACAUACGAACUACGACGACCCUGUAGUCGUCUCUAUCCAAUUGGGAGACCUUAUUGUUCGGAAGGCAUUGCUUGAUCCAGGAAGUAGUGCUGAUGUACUUUUUUUUGCAACAUUUCAAAAAAUGAAAUUGAGCACUAACAUUUUGCAGCCAUAUUCAGGAGACUUGGUCGGAUUCUCAGGAGAACGAGUGCCAGUCAUGGGGUCUGCAUGGUUGCAGACUACACUGGGCGAACAGCCAUUAUCCAGAACACAGGACAUUCAGUACCUGAUCGUAGACUGUUUUAGCCCUUAUAACGUUAUCUUAGGGAGACCUUUUUUAAAUAAAUUUGCUGCUAUUGUUUCUACUUAUCACCUUUGUGUCAAGUUCCCUGUGCAGGAUAACGUCGUCGCAACCAUACAUGGUGAUUUGCAAGAAGCUCGGCAAUGCUAUAACGUAAGUCUGAAACCCAUCAGAAGAAACACUGAGACUCGGGUCAAUUCAAUACAAUCCAAGCAGCCAAUCUUGACCGAAUUAGACCCAAGGGCUGACUUUCAAGAACGUCCCAUGCCUAAUGAGGAUCUUCAAAAGGUCGCUUUAACCGACGAUCCAUCAAAGUUCACAUACAUCGGAACGUCAAUGGACGACGACGCUAGGAUAACAAUGACCAAUUUCUUAUGCGCGAACGCUGACCUAUUCGCAUGGACUUCGGGAGACAUGCCGGGGAUUAGUUCGUCAGUAAUCACACACAAGUUAGCUGUCAGUCCAGCAGCCCGACCAAUUUCCCAAAAAAAGAGAAACCUCGGCGCCGAGAAACGAUCAGCCUCCAUGUCAGAAGUUAACAAGCUCCUUGAGGUGAAAUUCAUUCGCGAAAUUAGAUUCACCACAUGGUUGGCCAACGUCGUCAUGGUAAAAAAGAAUAACGGUAAAUGGCGCAUGUGCGUCGACUUUACUGAUUUAAAUAAAGCAUGUCCAAAAGAUGCUUAUCCUUUACCUUGCAUAGAUACAUUAGUAGAUAACUCCUGUGGGUAUGACACUUUAAGUUUUAUGGAUGCAUAUUCGGGUUAUAAUCAGAUCCUUAUGCAUCCAUCAGACCAAGAAAAAACUGCUUUUAUAACUGAAUAUGGUAAUUACUGCUUUAAUGUUAUGCCUUUCGGUUUAAAGAAUGCAGGGGCGACGUACCAAAGACUGAUGAACAGGGUUUUUGAGCAGCAAAUAGGCAGAAAUAUUGAGGUUUACGUCGACGACAUGGUCGCCAAAACAAAGGUCGGCGAAUCCCAUAUACAUGACCUGGAAGAAAUAUUUGCUCAAAUCAGAAAAUAUAACAUGAGACUGAACCCCGAGAAGUGCGCCUUCGGUGUCAAAGGCGGAAAAUUCCUCGGAUUCAUCCUGACAAGUCGAGGCAUUGAGGCAAACCCCGAGAAAUGCCAAGCAAUACUCGAUAUGCAAAGUCCAAAGACGACAAAGGAUGUUCAACGGCUAACAGGCAGAUUAGCGGCAUUGUCAAGAUUCUUGCCCUGCUUGGCCUUCAAAUCUUUCAACUUUUUCCAAUGUUUAAAGAAAAAUACAAAGAACUUCUUCUGGGAUGAAAAAUGUGAAGACGCAUUUUUAAGCUUUAAACAUUUCCUCUCCAAACCACCCGUUUUGCAGAAACCAAAACUCGGCGACCCAUUAUACUUAUACUUGUCUGUCACUGACUUCACCAUUAGUUCUGCUCUUGUUACAGAAAGCAACAAAGACCAGCAGCCAGUAUAUUUCGUGAGCAAGACACUACAAAACGCAGAGCUGCGAUACCCGAAGCUUGAAAAGCUUGUCCUGGCACUUAUAUUCUCGGCAAGACGUCUCCGACCUUAUUUUCAGAGUCAUACAAUCAUUGUCCGAACAGAGCAUCCACUUCGACAGAUACUCUCUAAACCUGAAUUAGCAGGGCGAAUGACUAAAUGGUCUAUUGAACUCUCCGAGUUCGACAUACAAUUUCAACCUAGGGGAUCUGUUAAGUCACAAUGCCUAGCCGACUUUGUGGCAGAAUUUACUAACACUUCUUCCGAGGAAAGAAGUCGGCUCUGGACCCUAUUUGUAGAUGGAGCUUCAAACACUCAAGGGGCAGGAGCUGGAGUAUUGUUAGAAAGCUCGGAUGGUAUAAUCCUCGAACAUUCUCUCCGAUUUUCAUUUAAAGCCAGCAAUAACCAAGCAGAAUAUGAAGCCCUCAUAGCUGGGCUCAGGUUAGCCACUGAUUUACAUGUUGAUUAUUUGAAGGUUUACUGUGAUUCAUUAUUAGUGGUACAACAAGUAAAUCAAAGUUUCCAAACAAAAGAUCCAAUUCUUUUGAAGUAUUUGAAUAUUGUUCGGGACUUGUUAAACAAAUUUUCUAAAAUAGAAAUCGCCCAUAUACCUAGAGAACAAAACCAUAGGGCAGAUGUCUUAUCCAAAUUAGCAACAACGCAAGCACACACUGCCACACUUUUACAAUCAACCUUAGACAAACCGAGUAUUGAGUCAGCAAAAAUUCUAAACACCUUAAGUAAAGAUAGUUGGCAACAACCUUACAUUCAAUACCUCCGCAACGGCUCUGUUCCAGAGGAAAUUGAAAACAAAGGUAAAUUCAGAAGACAAGCUUCUUUUUUCACCUUGCUAAAUAACACUCUGUAUAGGCGAGGUUACUCUCGACCACUAUUGAAAUGCCUAGACAGGUCAGAAGCCGAGCUUCUCUUGGCCGAGGCCCACGAAGGAAUCUGUGGCAUACACUGGGGAGCUAGGAGCUUGGCCCAGAAAGCUCUCCGAGCAGGAUUUUAUUGGCCGACAAUAUGGGAGGACAGUAAGCAUAAAGUCAGAACCUGCGACAACUGUCAGAAGCACUCGCCGAUCAUUAAUAUGCCUGCGGAACAUCUCCAUCACUCAACAGUAAGUUGGCCGUUCAAUCGGUGGGGAAUAGAUAUACUCGGCCCCUUCCCCACUGCUCCCAGGCAGGUAAAAUUUUUGGUAGUUGCAGUAGAUUACUUUUCUAAAUGGAUUGAGGCACAGCCACUUGCAAAAAUUACCUCAUCACAAAUGAUAAGCUUUUUCUGGAAAUAUAUAAUUUGUAGAUUCGGUAUACCAGGCCAUAUCGUAACCGAUAAUGGUCGACAGUUUAUUGAUAGCACUUUCAAAGAAUUUUUACAGAAUUUAAAAAUAAAGCAGCACUUCUCAUCUGUGGAACAUCCGCAAUCCAACGGCUUGGCAGAGGCAGCAAAUAAGAUCAUCCUUCAGGCCUUGAAGAAAAAACUUGACAGCGCAAAAGGCCUGUGGGCCGAGCUUAUCCCUGAAGUUUUAUGGGCAUACAACACAACAAUCCACUCCACGACCAAGGAAACUCCGUUCAGACUAGUCUACGGAUCCGAAGCAAUGAUUCCAAUGGAAGUGUCUCAAGGCUCCAUGCGAACAUUAGCCGAAGAUCAUGAAAAAGCUCGGCAAGCAGAGCUUGACUUAAUUGAAGAAAUUAGGGAAACAGCAGCAAUCCGGCACAAAGCCUUGCAACAACAAGUGGGCCAACGAUAUUCUAGGAAAGUUGUCCCAAGAUCGUUCCACACCGGAGACUUAGUACUCCGUAAGACUGAGCAAGCUCGCCGACCCCCUUCUCAUGGGAAGCUCGCCGCAUCCUGGGACGGCCCGUACCGAGUAUCUGAGGUACUAGGCCGAGGAGCAUACAAAUUGGAACAGUUAGAUGGCACACAAAUUCCAAACACAUGGAAUAUCAACUCUUUGAAGCAAUAUUACAGUUAA
Arachis ipaensis is the source of this 4830-nucleotide messenger RNA. NCBI's taxonomy places the organism in Eukaryota, Viridiplantae, Streptophyta, Magnoliopsida, Fabales, Fabaceae. The record is from RefSeq and is a predicted model, not a curated record.